UUGAUAGAUAAUCUCUGCUGGAAGGGUGUCUGUAAGUAGAAGUGAAUGAGCGAUUAUCAUAGCUUUCCACUGCUUUGCAGAAAAAAGUCGCGAAGCAGGAAGAUAAACUGAUUUCAAUCCCAAUUGACGGGAUGAAUGGAUGCUUGCAUCCGAUCCCGAUGCAGCAUUUGGCUUGAAAUUGAACUUCAACUAUGAUAUGUUUCUGACCAGGGAAAAAUUAAAAAAACUGUAGCGCAUCACGAGUUACACAAUUCGUGGCACGAUCUAUGACAUGUCGAGGAUUCCCCUCCCAGGGAUUACCAUAGUUGUCUCAAACUUCAGCGGGCGAUUUUUUUUUUUUAAAGGCGAUAGAUGUUAUCAUCAUCAGGUACCGUAAUCAUAUGUUUACCCGAGUUCUAUUAGAAGCUGUCUCGAACCUAACGCAAUCUUUUUUUGUAAAAUAUACAAAAGGAUGAUCACGUCCAUCAUCGGUCAUAGUGUGUCGUGUCUGUCAAAGCGGUCACCGCCCUGUUCCACCACCACGCGGCGCUUUUUUCAUCCAUUUCGUCACCUGCCGCUGAUUCGGGCAACAACUUCCCACUUAGAUAUAUUAUCAUGAAGUGAUACGGAAGGGAAGGCUACCGUGCCUAUAUAUAUUGUGUUCGUGAAGGAGAAAGGGGAGGAACCAACCAGGAAGAUGGCGCUGGCCAAGGCCAAGGACAUCGUCUCGUCUGCUCCUGUCGUCGUCUUCAGCAAGACGUACUGUGGGUACUGCAAGCGGGUCAGGCAGCUGCUGGCACAACUAGGGGCAAGUUAUGAAGUGAUUGAGUUGGAUGUGGAAAGUGAUGGAUCCGAGAUGCACCCUGCACUGGUAGAAUGGACCGUUCCAAAUGUUUUCAUCGGUGGAAAUCAUGUCGGAGGUUGUGACGUUGUUCUGGAGAGGCACGAUGAAGGUAAUAAGCUGGUGCCCCAGUUGAUGGGAGCUGGCGUCCUCCCUAGUCCUGCCGAAUAAUAGAGAUAUGCACGCAUGUUUGAUGGCGGUUCAAUGUGGUGUUUGGUGCACGGAGGAAGGCCGAGAGAGAUACCAUCUCCCUGUAUAAUUUAUAUACAAUAUGUUUAGGAGCUCGCAAGCAUUAGCUGUUCAAUGUUAAUCGUGUUUAUUUCUCUCUGUUGUUUGUCCAUGACCGUAAUACGAAGAAGGCCCUCUUAUCAUGCGCGUUUU
This is a messenger RNA of Elaeis guineensis (African oil palm), 1201 nucleotides long. Its product is annotated as glutaredoxin. Gene Ontology annotation, biological process: cellular response to oxidative stress. Gene Ontology annotation, molecular function: glutathione disulfide oxidoreductase activity. Lineage: Eukaryota; Viridiplantae; Streptophyta; Magnoliopsida; Arecales; Arecaceae. The record is from RefSeq and is a predicted model, not a curated record. Gene Ontology annotation, cellular component: cytoplasm.